Molecule: messenger RNA, 2630 nt
Organism: Dioscorea cayenensis subsp. rotundata (Guinea yam)
Lineage: Eukaryota; Viridiplantae; Streptophyta; Magnoliopsida; Dioscoreales; Dioscoreaceae
Product: VIN3-like protein 2
Exons: 5
Coding region: 222-2345 (707 amino acids)
Biological process (GO): epigenetic regulation of gene expression; vernalization response
Molecular function (GO): protein binding
Source: RefSeq, a predicted model, not a curated record
GUUGUUAAGAAUUCAAAAGCAUGAUUAAAAUAAACAAGUAAUUCUACCCUUUUGGCUUCUUUUUUAGCUCUUUGGCCCAAAUCUCAAAGACCAUAGAGAAGAGGGAGAGAGGGACCUGGUCAGCCAUGGAUUCCUUUGUUGUUUCAGGAGCAAAGGGGGCUGUUUUGGUGCUGUGAGAGGAGGAGGGUAAUGCAAGGGGUGAGGAGCUGAGACAACAAGCCAUGGAUCCUCCUUUCUCUGGAUUUGUACUUGAUCCAUCCAAGUGUCGAUUGCUGACCAUUGAGGAAAGGAGAGAUCUGAUUCAUGAGUUGGCAAAAUGGCCGGAGAGUGCUCCAGAAAAACUACAAAAAUGGAGCCGCAGAGACCUCUUGGAAAUCCUUUGUGCAGAGAUGGGAAAAGAGAGGAAGUAUACUGGCUUGACAAAGCAGAAGUUGAUAGAAUAUAUCUUCAGAAUUGUCUCAGAGAAGAAACCUGGUGAACAUGCGGAUGAUGUGGAAUCCACUCCUCACCCUCCCCCAUCCAACCAGCAGACUCAAUCAAAAAGACAACGAAAGAGUGAUCAUCCUUCUCGUCUUCCUGUUGGGGCAAACAAUCUCACAGCGAACAAUGAGAGUGAGGCUUUUAAUGUUGUUCGUUACUGCGCUAAUUUAGCUUGCAGAGCUACUAUAAACAUCAAGGAUUCGUUUUGCAAACGUUGUUCGUGUUGUCUUUGUCACAAGUACGAUGACAAUAAGGAUCCUAGCCUGUGGUUAGUUUGCAGCCCAGAGACACCAUCUCGGGAAGAUGCUUGUGGCAUGUCAUGUCAUCUUGAAUGUGUUCUUAAGCAUGAAAAAUCCGGCAUUUCACAGAGUGAUCAAUGUGCCAAACUAGAUGGGAGUUAUUACUGUGCGUACUGUGGAAAAGUGAAUGACCUGCUCGGAUGCUGGAGGAAGCAGCUAAUGAUUGCAAAGGAUGCGAGACGAGUGGAUGUGCUGUGUUAUCGCGUGUAUCUGAGUCAUAAGCUCCUCAACAUGACUGAAAAGUAUCAGAGCUUGCAUGACACUGUUGAUGAAGCUUUGAAGAAGUUAGAAGCUGAAGUCGGGCCACUUAAUGGUUUGCUGAACAUGGCGCGAGGGAUUGUCAACCGUCUUCCAGUUGGCGCUGAAGUACAAAAGCUGUGUGCUCGUGCCGUGGUGUCUCUUGACUCCUUGCAGUCCGCCAACCUGCCACCUGAUUCUCAGAUCCAGAAACCGGGAUUGAUGCUUCCAGACUUCAUUAAAGUCGAAGAUGUUUCAUCAACAUCUGUUACUGUUGUAUUGGGUUCCGAAGAUCGGUUGCCAUCAUCUCAAGAGUUAAUUAGCUAUGUGUUGUGGCAUAGAAAGGCUGAUGCAGACUACCCGGUGGAACCAGACUGCACCAUCUAUGAGCCUCAGAGAAGAUUUGUAGUUACCGGUCUCACUCCAGGUAAUGAAUAUGUGUUCAAAGUGAUUGCCUUUGGGAACACAAGGGAGUUGGACAAGUGGGAAAUCAGAGUAAAAAGUCAUCGACUUCCCAAAGAAAAUAGCAGCAGUGGCCUGUCAAACUCGAACCCAUCGUCGGAAGGAGAUGAAUCUAAUAAUACCAUUGCAUAUACAGACUUGAACAAGUCACCAGAUAGUUGUUUCGGUUAUAGUGAGAAGCCUGAGGUCCUUGACUUGGAGAAACUGCCGGAGGAUGUCUGCAAAGUUGAAGAGCAGUCAAAAAACUUGAAUGCUGCUGAGCCAGAGGGGCCUCUGAGGUUUUCGGUUUCAGCAUCGGCAUCAGCAUUAGAUGAAGAUCCCAAUUCAACUAUACAAACAGAGUCUCAAAGGGAUUCCGACCAGACGUCAGAUGUUCCAAAGUCAGAUAAUGAGUCCAAUGCUCCAAUUGGAAAUGAGAUUGUGGUUGCUCCUUAUCAACAAACUGAGUCCUCACUGCCUGCCACUCCCCGCUGGAUGGACACUCUCAAGGAAGGCUCAGGAAGACUUACAAAACCCGAAAAGGAGCCACUUGCUGGAAGUUCAUCAAAGAAGAGAGCUGGGGUGAAAUGCGAAGAAGUUUGUCCCAAAGAUGGAUUAUUAGAAGGAGAGUACCAGUAUUGUGUCAAGGUUAUCAGAUGGCUGGAAUGCGAGGGACACAUCGAGACUAACUUUAGAGUGAAGUUCCUCACUUGGUUCAGCUUGCGAGCAACUGCACAAGAGCGAAAGAUUGUCAGUGUUUAUGUGGACACUCUGAUCGAUGAUCCUGGAAGCCUUGCAGGGCAGCUCGUUGACUCCUUUUCCGAAGCUGUUUGUAGCAAGAGGCCUCUACAUGCACCAACCGGGUUCUGCAUGCAGCUUUGGCAUUGAUUCUUUUCUGCAAUCCAAUCGGUAACAUUUUGGCGCGAAUUCUUUCAAUGCAAGUUGACGAUGUUAAUUCUUCAUUAGGCAUUUGAUUUUACCGAUCGGCAAUUCCCUUUUAAUUUAUAAAAGUAGUUCAUUGACGUCUAAACCUUUAGUCUGUAACUUUGAUAGCUUCCAUUGAUUGAAGCUCUUGUUUUAUUUCUGUUCUAUCCUAACUUAUGAAUCUCUUUUAUGUUACUAGAAUUUUUAAUGAAUCAUUUCUUUCAGUAGAAUAAAUUGUUGGGGAUAACA